UCAAUCCGAACCACUCGCUCUCAUCCCGUCUCACUCCAAUCUAAAGGCUACAAGGAUGCUUCUUGAGCUUGAUAUUCCAUCGAAGUCCUUCACACUACAUGAUAUAUCUGAUCAUUCGUCACGGUAUUCGCUCGUUAGUAUCCGCUUGACACUGUUGACAGACAUAGUGUGCAUGCCUGCAGCUUCCGCAACAACCCAGUUUAAAACGUAACGUGGAAUAGCAAAUAGUUAAUUAUCCGCUUUCAUUUGCGCCGAUCACUAUGUCGAUCUCCGCAUCCUUGUCCAAAUUUUUCAUAUCCUUCGCCUCGUCGUUGUUUCCGACCUCUGAAACAGCCCAAGUUGCGACCCGCAAGUCGUCGAAGGCAACGCCGGAGUAAUUUGGGUCUUCCGACUUCCGCCCCUCGCCAAACAAACCAAAGCACCAAGAGCGCAUAAGAAGCGAGACUUGUGCAGGUGAGCACCUAUACAUCUUUACAUUCACCACCCAUCAUCAAGUGCGCUGGUCACACUUGACAUCUAUCUUUUUAUCUUCUAUCAAUCGUUCUACUCUUUUUUCUUCUUUGAUCAUCAUGUCUGCUCGUCGCACCAUGCCUAACUUUGCCGGCCGUAUCAUUAACAACGGCCGGUACCAGCUCCGCAAGCUGCUGGGUUCGGGUACCUAUGGUGUUGUUUACGGAGCCAUCGACCUCACCACGUGUAACUCCCCCAUUUCCAACUCGCCGAGGAAGCCGCGCAGGUAUGCCAUUAAGGUGCUCCGCAAGGACGCCUUGAGUUCCAGUGCUGCCCAGCGGCUGAGGCGAGAAGUCGCUGCUCAUCGACGCAUGUCGGACCACCCGAACGUCGUGCCCCUGCACGAUUCGUUCGAGGACAAAGAGUUCGUCUACAUCGUCCUGGACUAUUGCCCUGGUGGCGAUUUGUUCGGGAAGAUCGUCGAUGAGAAGUUGUACUUCAAGAAUGACGCGUUGGUGAAGUCGGUGUUCCUCCAGCUUCUGGAUGCGGUAGAGGCUUGCCAUAUGAGCGGCAUCUACCAUCGGGACCUAAAGCCCGAAAACAUCCUCGCCAAUGAGGAUGGCACCCAGAUCUAUUUGGCUGACUUUGGCCUUGCCUCGGGCAGCAAAGUCAGUACUACGUUCGGUUGUGGCAGUUCCUAUUACAUGAGCCCAGUCUGUCUUGCAGAGUGUAUCGGAAAGGAGGUUGGCUACAUGCCUUACUCCAAUACUACCAACGAUAUCUGGGCUCUUGGCGUUAUCCUCGUCAACAUGGUCACCAGUCGCACGCCGUGGUCGAAAGCUUUGACCACGGACGAUUGCUUCUGUGACUUCAUGCUGCACGAGGAAUACCUCCGGGAGAUGCUCCCCAUCUCGGAGGGCGCCAACGCGAUCUUCCGUCGCAUCUUCGUGCUCGAGCCGAGCCAGCGCAUCACUCUUUCUGAGCUGCGCCAGGCCGUCUUCGAGCUCGAUACGUUCUUCAUGAGCGACGACGAGAUUGCCCGCGGUAGCGAAGCAGUGCGCAUGGCCGCCGCGCACUGCGGUUACCGCGUCCGGCCCGCCAGGGCGGUGGAGGCUAAGGCGACCAGGCCCCGAGAGGCCGCGCCUGCGCCACCGCGCACGCCCGCUAUGGCGACUGGCCCCACCCCUGCGCCGGAGCAGACGAGUGUCCACCAGUUCGAAGGUGGCGACUUGUCUGAGGCGAGCGUGGCUAGUGACGCUAGCCUCACCAGCGUUCAGAGCACCGGUCCUGUGACACCAAAUGAUAGUGCACAGGAUCUGGUUGUCGAGGUACUCGAACUCGACAUCACGCUCACAACGUCUGGUAGCUCGUUCUGGAGAAAAGCCAUUGGGAAGGUCACACCUCGUGGCCUUGGCCUUGGCAGCGUGAAAGUGUCGGCGUAAUAUGAGGAAGUAAUAAAUUGAAUGAACCACUUAUACAUUAGAUCGCGAGAUGUGAGUUGCGUGUGCGUACAAAUGGUAAGUCAACAGUGAUGAGGACAAUAUGUAUAAAGUGCGGGACAUGAAAGGGUAUCGUUGUAUGUCCGUAGAUAGAGUCGUGGUGUUGGUACAUGUGAGAGCCAGGCGUGUAGUAAGACGUGAAUUAGCGCAGAUGAAGAAAAACGUUGUUCGAGAUUUGACUAAUGCAACCAAUAGGCAAGGCGGACGAGGCCAAGAUGUGCAGCUCCCAAUAUAGCAGACAUGGUCAGGCGUUCCGUCCAUGAGUCGGUGAACGCGAGCACCAUAGCACAGGUGACAAUGUCGUGAUUGGCAAAUCGGUCGCUAUACAAGGCCGAUAGCGAGCGCACCUAACACGCGAAUAUAUAAGCUUACGCUUACCAAGGCAUAAGGGGCUGCACACCUUCCAGACGAGCAGCAAAGACUUGACCGUCCGUUUCAGCGCUAUCAUCGCGGUGCUCUUCGUCACGCGAUACUCCUGCCUCCACAACUUGAGGUUGAUGUAUUCAAAAUCGGGAAGUUCCUCAAGCCCCUGGGAUUCGGACGGCGCAGGCAAGCUGAGUAAAGGCUCUUUGUACUCUUCGGCAGUGGCAAGUGGUUCUUGAGCAGAGUCGAAUUCCGUCCAGAGCGGAAGCUCAGUUGGGGUCGCAGUGUGCGGUGCGCUGGGGCGGCUGCGCUCCUCUAUACUCCCCCGACGUGGUGCGCGGACGAGAGAGGCCUGGUGGGGUGUUCGUGGUCUUGUACCAAUUGGUAACGGAUCGAGCUGUGACGAUCCAAGGUCUAUAAGGAUACAAAAUCUGGGUGGGCCGGUUUAAUGCGCACCUUGCCUUCCCUGAUAGCGCUUAAGACUCGCUCUGAAGACGGGCGAGCAGUUGGGGUAACAUGAAGCAGAUUCUCUAGCAGAACGAGGAAGGCAACCGGCAGACGACGUGACGAGAAUGCGGCCGCUAACGUGGGGGACGACUUGAAUCUGCCAAUAAGUU
Phanerochaete carnosa HHB-10118-sp is the source of this 2929-nucleotide messenger RNA. RefSeq lists its product as uncharacterized. NCBI's taxonomy places the organism in Eukaryota, Fungi, Basidiomycota, Agaricomycetes, Polyporales, Phanerochaetaceae. Gene Ontology annotation, molecular function: protein kinase activity; ATP binding. Bases 570 to 1892 code for a protein of 440 amino acids. The record is from RefSeq and is a predicted model, not a curated record. Gene Ontology annotation, biological process: protein phosphorylation. The transcript has 2 exons.